Messenger RNA from Tachysurus vachellii, 700 nucleotides. RefSeq names its product EKC/KEOPS complex subunit LAGE3. The coding region runs from base 153 to 584 and encodes 143 amino acids. Gene Ontology annotation, cellular component: EKC/KEOPS complex. The record is from RefSeq and is a predicted model, not a curated record. The transcript is spliced from 3 exons. Lineage: Eukaryota; Metazoa; Chordata; Actinopteri; Siluriformes; Bagridae.
UGGGGAGUACCCAGGGGUGUGGAGUACCCAGGGGUGUUGAGUAUUUGUUGGCUGCUUUUUCUGCCAGUUCUUUGCUGAUGGCACUGCAGGACAUCUUCCGAUAUAGAAGGGAAGUAAGCAUGAUGUGUAUUUCACCUGCUGCAUAAAGUUUUAUGAUGAUACAUAUAAUUAUAAUUCACAUUAUUAAUCUACAUGAUAUCUCCAUUUAUGGAAUUGGCAGAUGCUCUUAUUCAGAGCGGCUUGCUGUGUGCUAUAGCUGCGUCGCCAUCUUGGAUCAUUUUAGUUGCCAGGUGGAUUAUAACCACCAGGAUACAGACACAGAUCAGGACUGGUAUGUUAGAACUUUAGAAGUUCCUUUACCUUCACAAAAGGAGGUGUCCAUUGCACUCCGGUCCUUGUCCCCUGAUCAUGAGCCACGGACAGGAGCAACCAUAAAAAGUCUGAGUGCUUCAGCCAAUGCCCUCUCUGUAAAAUGGAAUGCUGUUGAGGCUCGCAGUCUUCGUGUAUCAGUAGGCUCAUUUUUAGAUCACUUGGCACUUGUAAUGGAAACUAUGGAUACAUUUGGACAACCAGAUCUACAGUGAAACUAAUACAUCAUGCUGAUGGAAAAUGUGACCAGAUUAUAUUCAGGGAGAUUAGCCCAAUUCUGUACUAUUUAAAAAUAUUGUAUUUUGUCUGUUUAAUAAACAAUUAAAAACUA